Sclerotinia trifoliorum is the source of this 1528-nucleotide messenger RNA. Lineage: Eukaryota; Fungi; Ascomycota; Leotiomycetes; Helotiales; Sclerotiniaceae. The record is from the annotation of a GenBank genome assembly.
ACAAAAGGAAAUUGGUUGUUGGGAAAGAGGUCUGUAUAAGUGACUGGCAAAAUUAUCCGUGGGAAUGGUAAAGGCUGUGUGUUGCAUAUAGCUUCCCGGCGCCCAUACAAAAGGCUUCUCUCUUUUUAAGAAGAUUCAAGCUUCAUUCAUUCCAUCUGUUACAGUGAUUUCGUCGAUUGAGCGUACAUUUUUGGUCAAUCGUCACAAUACCUUCCAUAGUAACGUAUAUCGUCUUUUAAGGAAUAACGUGCUACUGUAAACUCAGUAGUAGACAACAAAAAUGAGUCAUGAUCCAAGCCUACAAGAUCAAGUUGAAGCUACGCUGGCAGAUCCCUGGUUUAACAGACGUAGGAAUCUACGUAUGAAUCAUCCAAUGCCUGAACGACCACAAAAUAUCGCCGAUAAGAUCUCUCAAGGCAUUGAAAAUAUGAAUUUUCAAACGCACGAUAAUGACGGCAAUGAAUCAUCAUCUGAUUCUCGACAUUCUACCCGUGGGUCAAAGCCUUCCAAGAGACACACCUCACAACGCUCUCAGACUGCUGCAAAACAGAGAUUACCGUACCCUGAGAGCGAUAGUCUAAUCCCUGGUGAUGUUCCUGACGAACUCGAGUAUCGAACCGCCGUAGAAGCGAAUCGUCGUGCAGCACGUGAACGAAGACCUCCUACCACUAAACCAAAAGAUAUCUCGAGUUCCGCACACCGUAAAGCGCACAGAAGUACUCCGGACUCUGACAAUUCGAGGCAUCAAGUUAAAGCAUCAAGUCAGGAAACUAACUCUUCUCUUCCUCAAAGACGCGAGAGAUCAAAAGUGACAAAAGCAACACAGCCAAACCUUAGUCACGGGAGUGAUAGUGACAGCGGUAGAAAACCCAAAACGAGGACAAGCACUACCAAUACCGGAGCCAGAACUUCCAAGUCCGGAUAUAGUCAGGAAUUAACAUCUAGGAAGCAUGCUUCUGUUUCUUCGUCUCGCAUGACUGGUGAUGGUCAUGGUUCUAGUACUACUCAAACAUUACACCGGGAUUCUAACCGUGAGCGUUCUAAGGGGGCUCGGGAUACUCGCACCGUGCCCCGACGACAGGGAAGUGAGUUGUUUUUGGGAACGUGAUGAAAUAUGGGAGGUUGAUGGAGGGGUUGGGGUAUAAUUAUGGGCUGGGAUAUAUGGAGAGAAAUGAAGGAAGGGGUUUCACGGCCUCACACCAUGCAUACGGACUUUAGAUUUGAAGAGUAACGUUACCGAUUAAUACUUCAAUCUAAAAUUUCACAUGUUAUUUUCUCCGGCGCUUAUGCUAGCAUCAACGGCGCUUGCUUCCUUAAUCGCUAUUUGGUACCAAGCAUUGCAAUUGAGGUUCCAGCCAGUUACUAUCCCGUUCAGAUGAUUUUUGAAAUCUUUCUUCGAACACUCGUCCGAAAUAAAUAGAUAAUAAAUGAAAAUAUCAAGUCCACCAUAUCUUAAUCUGGCAUACCGAGCGAUGAAGUAACUGUAGACGCUUUGUUUGUUGCAUUUAGACAGUGACCGAAUAUCACA